AUGUCGAAAUCAAUCAACCGGAUCAUCUCCGCACAUGAUGACGGGAUUAUAAAGCCAGUUGAGCUUUACCUUGAAGCCAUACGAAGCGGUGACACUACUCUUUUAAUCACUUGCUUCCGAGACACGGCAAAUAUUUAUGGACUUGGCGAUGGAGCUAUGCAAGAAGGCUCGAUCAAUAUUGCUGUUGACUACUUCAAAGCUCGAAAGCCACCUACCAAUGUUGUGGCCCAUUUGAGCGUGAUUGGGAGAACACCGACUACCGCAGUUGUCAAGUGUGAGUUUGACACUGAAACUCCGGCAUCUCAGAAUACAAACUUUUUUUCGCUUAUUAAGGUGGAUGAAAAGUGGGAAAUUGUUUCCGAAGUAUUCCAUGUAUAUACGUGA
Penicillium macrosclerotiorum is the source of this 384-nucleotide messenger RNA. RefSeq lists its product as uncharacterized. The transcript has a single exon. Lineage: Eukaryota; Fungi; Ascomycota; Eurotiomycetes; Eurotiales; Aspergillaceae. The record is from RefSeq and is a predicted model, not a curated record. The coding region runs from base 1 to 384 and encodes 127 amino acids.